GCCGGGCCGCCCGCCGGAGCUGGGAGGGAGCGAGGUGCGGACCGUGGCGGUAUCCGCGGGAAGAGCGCCGAUGGACCUGCUGCCGGACCCCGCGCCCCUGGCUACCAGGCUGAAGAACACUCUGCUCCGCUACCACAGCAUCGCCGACAGCGAGUGGCGGUUCGCCAGGAAAACUAAAGAUGCAGUGGUGUGGCGUAAACCAUCAGAAGAAUUCAGCGGAUACCUGUACAAAGCUCAAGGAGUGGUGGAAGAUGUUACUAACAGAAUAGUGGAUCAUAUUCGUCCUGGACCUUACAGGCUUGACUGGGACAGCUUAAUGACUACAAUGGACAUCGUGGAAAUGUUUGAAGAGAACUGCUGUGUGAUGCGCUACACCACUGCUGGACAGCUCUGGAACAUCAUAGCACCAAGGGAGUUUGUUGAUUUUUCUUACACCACAAGCUAUGAAGAUGGGCUUCUAUCAUGUGGUAUAAGCCUUAACUACGGAGAGGUGAGACCUAAUUUUGUCCGUGGAUUCAAUCACCCGUGUGGCUGGUUCUGCGUCCCUCUUAAGGACUGUCCUAGCCACAGCCUUUUGACGGGCUAUAUUCAGACCGAACUGCGAGGGAUGCUACCUCAGUCUGCAGUAGACACUGCCAUGGCUAGUACCCUGGCCAAUUUCUACUCUGACCUCAAAAAGGCACUGAAAUCAUAAACAAAAACUGACUUAGAAGCCUGUGCAUUUCUUGCAAUCAAAUUAUAUUGAUUAGUUUAACAUAGGUUAACUACUGAACGCAAAGGUGAAUAACAUUGUUCCUGAAUGACUCCUGAACCUGUGUGCAGAGGGACCCAGACAACUUUGAUGUCAUACUUAGAAUACAUUCCUAUUUCACAGCACAAGAUCUUUUUUCCUGCUUAGCACACUGCAGCUGUGUGAGUACUCUGAACCUAUACAUCCCUUACUUCCUUAGGUGGAAAACAGAAAAUGUGAGUGUAAAUUUGAAAAGUUGAUCAGAAACUUGGCUCUCAACAGCAGUACAGAGAGUAGAGUGCUCAGGAUUUUGUGUGUGCACAUUGCUGUACAGACAGCAGCUCAUAGGAGAUGCAAUUUAUAUAUAUAUAUAUGUUUACAGAUUAAGUUUUUAAUUUAUGUAGUUUGUACCUUUAAUGCAUCUUUAAUUUCUAUGUUAAUUUGCUUUGCUUUAUCAUUGAGAUGGUCCGAAGCCAUACUGUUAAACAGUACUAUUCAAAAGAAAGCUAUUUGCUCAUGUUAGCAAAUGAAGUAUUUAUUAUUGGCAUUUCUUUAAUGUUGUAACUGCAGAUUGUUAACUGUUGUAUAUAACAGUCUCAGUGCUUAGAUAAAGAAAUGCCCUUACAGCUGAUCCAAAGCUAAUGUAAGUCAUGAGGUGUCUUUCCCUAGUUUUUAGUGGACUUUUAAUCACACAUGUAGUUGUUAAAAUAGCAAAAAAUAGUAAACCUGCAAUGGUUUCCCUAUAGUACUUGGCACUUCUAAAUAGUUGUUUUUACUAAGUUUUGCGUGGAAUUGUGUUUUCUAGCUUAAGUUUUGUCUUCCUUAGCUGAAAACCCUACAGAUACUAAAACUACAGAUAGUAUCAUUAAGUUGCUUAGGCAUAGGCUUUGGAGCAGAGCAGCACAGACUACCAACGUCAUGGAAUGGUACAGUAGAGUUUUCUGUUGAAAUUUCUAGUAAGUGAACUAAGCAUCUUAAAAUAUGGCUGACUGAAUGUAAAAAAAGCAAGCUAUAGGUAAGCUCAGAGCCACAGGGAGGUGGAGGGUCAUGUUUUUAAGGAUAUUUAACCACCAAGCGAUGCUGAUAGGCGUGGGGACUUUGGAAAGCCUACUACUGUCUGUGCUGCUAGGUCCUUAGAUCUGUUUAAAACCUGACACUGAGCAUUCAGUGUUGGUAUGCAUCCAUUUCUCAGUUGAGAUUGUAAUUUUCCCUGUACUUUACCAGUGCAAGUGUAGCUGUGUUGUAGUUUGGGAAGAUACCUUGUAGCCUAGUGUUUUGGGGCCAGUAAUACAAUUAGUACAAUUAGUAGUACAAUACAGUUUUGGUAGUGGACUCUAAGGAAAAUGCAUUCACAUGGUAGAUGUUCCCCUGUAAUAUUGUCUCUUUGGGCAUUAGCCACUGCAAAAAAAAGAAAAAAGAAAAAAGACACCAAGUAGUAAGAGUUUUUCAAAUCUGCUUUAUGUGUUAAGGUAUACAGCACUGUUUAAAAUGCUUACAGAUGAUGACAUGAAACAGCCUUUGUUGUCUUAACAAAGAAUUCACUUCUCUGUGGGGUUUUGUGUGUUCUUCUGUUCCUUUUAAACUCCUUGGUUAGUCUUCCUGUCUUCCUGUCUUCCUAGUCUUUCCUGUCUUCUUUGUUUCCCUCACAGCCUGGAAGUUCAGAGGGUGCUCUUUUACCACCAAUCAUACUGAGUAAUCACUUUCCCUGGAUGCUAGAGUGUGCUGCUUUCUAGUGGUACUGAUAAUUGAGUAAGAAAGCCCUAGCAAUACUGCUCUGUGGCAUGAGUGCUGACAUGAUUACAGAGGAAGCUGUGUGUACGGUGUACUGUAUUUGUUUUUCCCAAUUACAUAGGCUACAUAGAUAGUCAUUAAUCUGCAUAUUCAUUGUAUUUUUUUAAGGCUUCAGGUACUAAUAGAGGGGUUGUGAUACAGAUGUAUGUCAGUGUCUUCAUAAAGAGCUCAGUUUAAACCUACAGAAGCACUUCACUGCUGGAGAAGCAAGUCAAAAGGAGCAUGAGACCCUUGUAGACAUGAGGAUGAUGUUUGCAGAGCACUAGAUGCUGUAGAAAAGAUCACAAGGUCCCUAUUCAGAUACCCUGUUUAAGGACUCUUGCAUCUCUAUAGAGUUAUCCAGCCUUAUUUGUAUGACGUAAAAUGGCCUUUUAAGCUUUCAGAUGAAGAUAGGCUGAUGAAGCACAGAGCAGACAAAGAAAGAAGACUUGUAAGAAAAUUCUUGGAAUAUUUUAAUAUUUGAUGAUGUCUUUUAAUAUACAUAUCUCCAUGCAUGUUUCUUUUUUAUCAGCAGAGUUGUUUUCAGUAUGAGGCCAAGGAAUGGAAAGAUGUAGUGAAUGAGGACAAAUAUCUGAAAGCCAAGUGGGCCUUUUAUUUUGCAUUAUGAUGCAUUAUAAUUUGUUGUUUAAAAACCAAGUAAACUGGCUUUGUGUGUUUCAAUAGAUGUAGUCUAUUGUUUCUGACAAUGAGUCUGAACAUUCAAGUGAGUAACAACAGAGACUACAGGAGGCAGAGACCAGAGCCAGAUCUUUUUAUGUCAGCGUAAUACAGUUCUACAAUUUUCAGAUGAGGAAAAUACAUGGAAGGUGCCAGCAAACCUUAAGGAUUUAUUUUGGAUAUUCUCUUGAUUCUAAAAAUUUUCUAGUUUAAGAGUGCAAUGAUGGACAGUGUGCUGAUGACUUCAGUAGUGAUGCAUUGAAAGAGUGCAAUGAUGGACAGUGUGCUGAUGACUUCAGUAGUGAUGCAUUGCUGUUACCUCUUUGCUGAUCAUUUAAAGCAGUUGAGCUAUAGAGUUACACAGAACUGUAAGAAAGGUGACUGGUUUCACAGAGUAUUGUAUUUGAAGUCACGACUUAUUUUCUUUUCAUACAGCUAGGGAUUGAAAGGUGUGAGGUAUUGAGGCAGAGCUGUUCUUUAACCAGAGUACAUUCAGAGCCAGAAAAGCCAGUAUCAAGAAUCAAUCAGAUCAGAAGAAUUUAUUUCCCCUCCCAUGGUAUUGCUUUCCUUCUAAGUCAGAGAACAGUCUGGAUUGAGCAAGACAGUAAAAAAUAGGAAGGGAUUUGAGGGGAUGAAACGCAGGAGCACAUACUGUGCUUGUUAGUAGAUAGUGUAAGGCAAAGUAAAUUACUUUGUAUACUUUGCUGUCAUCAGUACAGCAACAGAAUUUAUGCAACUUUGUGAGAUUUGCCAGUGUUUCCAUUGUCGGGAAGAGGCACAUGCUGCCUUCAGUACUAGAACUCAGUGUUUCAGCAAGACUGUGUCACUUGAAAUCAGGUUCUGAAUGAGGUAACCAAGAAUAAACGGCAGAUAGAUGUCAGUUUUUGCUAGGGAAAAAGCAUGUAUAUAGACACAUCAACAAUAUUUUUAUAUAGCUAGUAAUUUAAAAAACAAAAGAAAAGCAAAAAACUAUUCAGGGGUUUAAGCAAUAUAUUUGUUUAUUUUAAGUCUGUCAUUUUAACUAUGUCCUGUAUGUGUGGAUGGGAAAGAUGGCUAAAGAUAAGACAAUCAUUAUGUUCAGCUUUUAUUUGUCAUCUAAAGCUUCCAGCAUUGAACUUUCUUUGUAGCUGUGCCACUUAUUUUGUUUGUGCAGUAAACAGAUGUUGAGCUAAGUGCACUGUUGAUGCAGCCCGAGGUGCUCCACCACACUGGUGAGAGGUGGAGCAGUACCUCAGCCAGACACUGUGGGAACAGCACAAGCCCUAAUCUCAAAUUUGAUUAUCUUGCUAUGUUUUUAGUGGAUCAGAAUGUAAAAACAGUGUAUUCCUCCAAACAACUAGAACUGUUUUGAUAGCGUGAGCGAGUUAUUCGGCUUACAGGUCCACUGCUGGAAAAGUAGCAACAGUUCUAUUGAACCCAAUCAAGUUGGGCCUUUAUUUAGGAAAUGAAAGUCAGUCUGGCUAAACAGUGGUUUGAAAGACUGUGUUAAGUGCUUAAGGUAUUUAUGUUUCUAUUCUGAAUGCAAUUACAGAAUAAAUUAAGACAUGAAUGCUAACAGA
Centrocercus urophasianus (Greater sage-grouse) is the source of this 4737-nucleotide messenger RNA. RefSeq names its product StAR related lipid transfer domain containing 4 (gene STARD4). The record is from RefSeq and is a predicted model, not a curated record. NCBI's taxonomy places the organism in Eukaryota, Metazoa, Chordata, Aves, Galliformes, Phasianidae. The transcript has 6 exons. The coding region runs from base 71 to 694 and encodes 207 amino acids. Gene Ontology annotation, molecular function: cholesterol transfer activity; cholesterol binding. Gene Ontology annotation, cellular component: cytosol; endoplasmic reticulum. Gene Ontology annotation, biological process: intracellular cholesterol transport; cholesterol transport involved in cholesterol storage; cholesterol import.